This is a messenger RNA of Symbiodinium sp. CCMP2592, 3471 nucleotides long. The record is from the annotation of a GenBank genome assembly. NCBI's taxonomy places the organism in Eukaryota, Dinophyceae, Suessiales, Symbiodiniaceae.
AUGGCCCUUCUCUUCGAAACGCCCAAAAAUUUUCGACCUCCCCAGAGUUUCGCUCGGGAGCGACGUCAGGAGCCUCUCCACGGUGGCCUGCUGAAAUGUCUGACGGUGGAGCUGAUCACCACCUACCAGCAGUGCUGCAAUGACUUUGUGUACAGCGACACCACGGCCCCUCGACGCGUUCUCACGAAGCUGUCCAAAGGUGUGCACAACGGAAACUAUGACAAUGCCGAGCACGACUACAUUUGCCGAGUAGGUGAUAAGAUCGUGAACCCGGACGGCCAUGCCUACGAAAUCCUUGAGCGGCUGGGGCAUGGCACCUUUGGCCAGGUCUUGAAGAUUCACCACUCGACUUCCAACAGUCAUGUGGCUUUAAAGAUCAUCAAGAACAAACCUGCUUAUUUCCAUCAGGCGCUGGUGGAGGUACGCAUUCUGCAAAUGCUGAAUCAGGAGUUUGAUCCUGAUGACGACAAGCGGAUCGUGAGGAUGCUGGAUUUCUUCGUAUACAGAAAGCAUCUGUGCAUUGCAUUCGAAUUACUCAGUGUGAACCUCUAUGAGGUUCUAAAGCAAAAUUCAUUCCGUGGCGUGUCCAUGGCCUUGAUCCGCGUGCUCACAGAUCAGCUUCUCAAGGCGUUGCGCUGCCUGCGCGAGGCCUCCGUCAUCCACUGUGACCUGAAGCCCGAGAAUGUCCUUCUCAGCAACAUUCACCACACGCGCAUCAAACUGAUCGACUUUGGAUCUGCUUGCUUCGAAAGCCAUACGGUCUACCCGUACAUCCAGUCUCGCUUCUACAGAUCACCCGAGGUCCUGCUUGGAGUGCCUUACACCAGUGCCAUUGACAUGUGGAGUCUGGGCUGCAUUUGCGCCGAGCUCUUCCUUGGCCUGCCGGUUUUCCCCGGGCACUCCGAGUACAAUCAGGUUUGCAGAAUUGUGGAGGUGCUUCGAAUGCCUCCCUCAAGCCUUCUUGACGUGGGGCGCAACACCCGGAGAUACUUCCGGAAGGAAUCUGUACCGCCGAAGGUGGAACAGGAGGAUGGAGCAGAAGGUGCUUCCAGCAGCGGCGACCAUUCCCAGGCUCAGGAUCCUCGUGAUGGAGAUGCCUCACAGUCGAGCUCUUUAGGUGCAGCGGGCGAUGAAGAUCCGAAGGAGCCGCCGGAGACGCAGAGCCCUGAACAGAAAGCCACGAGUCCCAAGGUUUCUGAGGACUCGUUCUGUGUCGUUUCUGGCGCCGGUGGGGAUGGUGCCAUUUGCAACGGUGAGUACCGCAAGGUUGGCGAGCACAACGACAAGCCAAUGUACAAGAAAAUCGGCGGCAAUGCCAUUAUCUACUUCGACGAGUCGUGGAAGAUCAAUGCGUGCAUCGACACCGGCGGUUGGUACUACUUUGCGCCGGAUUCGGCUUCUACCACGCCCCCUGAAGGUCAGUGGACGACCGAUCCGUCCAUGAAGGAUGCGAACCCACCACCUCUAAUUUCUACUCGCAAGGCCGCAACCAAAAGUGCCAGCUUCCUCGACCUGUUGAAGCAUCGCUUAGGCAUGGGGAACAUGGAGACGGAGAAGCCGUCCGCAACUGAGGGUGCUCCUGAGCCGUCUGCCACCGCUGAAGCCUCCACGGCAACCUCAGCUGCUUUGGAGACCCAGGACGGCAGCAUCCAAGGAGGGCGCCGCCUGGGAGACGAGAGAGACACCACAGAGGCAACAAGCGAAAGGGAAACAUCGAGCUUCAGCGAUGCAGCACGUGCCAUUGCAGAGCUCAAGCGAAAGCUCCCAAGGCAGAAGUCAAAGCGUCGCAUCGCCUGGCGAUUGAAAACCAAGGAGGAAUACGAGCGCGACGAGCACAAGAAAGAGCCAAUUCCAAAGAAGUACUUUAACUUCUGCUCGCUUGAAGAGAUGGUCAACAUGGUGCCCUUCCGCAGCAAUUUGGCCCGCCGCACCUUGAAGGAGGAGCAAGAUCGGCGGCUGUCGUUCCUCCAGUUUCUCACAGGUCUUCUGCAGCUGAACCCAGACAAUCGCUGGACACCGAUGCAGGCUUCUGGACAUCCCUUCAUCAUGGGCUUUCACUACGACCCCGAAUGGCGACCAGCUCCGGACCAUCCUGUGCCCUCCUUCAAGCAGGCGGUGCCACCGAGUCGCUUGGAAGCGCCGGCGUCAGGAGUGGUUCCUCUGCUGCCAUCCGCGAAGCUGAGACCUGUUCCAGGAACUGGUGAGGAGGGCACCGGAGGUGGCUCAGCACGUGCCUGGGACGAGAAGACAAUGGGCCCAGGUCUGGAAGCGGAACACACUCGGAGCGCUCCUGCGACCACGCGGGACAGUGGCCAAAGCAAGAGCGCCGAACUGACAGGAGCCGGCUCCGACGAGAAGGUUCCACAGGCAGCUUUGCGUGGACUGUGGGGCCAUCUCUGCAUGGGCAUCCCCCUGCCAGAUGACAAUCCAGCGGAGAGCUAUCGUCCACCAAUCGACAAAAUGUCCGAGCGAUUUUUCAGCUCCUUCAUGGAGGCGGAAGAGCGCAAGCGGCGCAGCUCCACGGAGACCAGCGAGGCCGCAGAGUUUGGUGGGGCGAGCCCGCCCAAGGCCAGUGCCGGAGCUUCCUUCUGUUCUUCAGCCUCUUCUACAGGCUCCACCCCAACCGGCCGGCACGCGGUGCAGCGCACUGUGGCAUCGCCUUUGCUGAAGAAUCUGCCCAGCGAUCUGCGCCUUUCUGGGGCGCAGCGGCCAAACUUGGGAGGAACAGCUCCAACGACUUCGCCGCACGGAUCCUUGGCCUCGACAGCACCUGGGCCGAGCCACGGCUCGGGGCGGCCAGCCUCCGGCCCAUUGCGAGGUGGCAGUGGUGCGAGCGUUGGGCUCGGCCCUGGUCGUGGCGGAAGCCGGGGCUCCUCGCCCUGGCACCUGCCCUCCCCCAUGUCGGAGCUCUCCACAGCUUCAGAGCGCCUCAACUCUUCGCAGCCUUCGGGGAGCGACUCCUGCGGGGAGCCAGGGUCGGACGGGGCCUUUGCUUUCGAGGAUCAACGCCACUCGGAGUCGGAGGGCUCCCCUUUCCCCGGGCCAUACGGUGCGGGACCGCAGGUUGAGGCGAAGGACAUUCAGACCAUGAGUGCGAUGUGGGAGAACAUAAAGCACGAGAUGAGCCGAGUGGAGCUGGGAAGGGAUCGUCUGCCACGGCGACUGGAUAUCCAGAGCCCCGGAACCACAGGAACGCUCCCGUUUCGCGAAGCGAUUGGCAUGAACGACAAUGGGCCCGUCAUCCCGCGACGGGAUCCGCACAGCAUGAGAACACCGUCGUCCUCGUCGCAGACCAACCCCAACGAAGAGCCUGCUUCCUCUGGUCCCAGCGGGGGCUCGACCUCCGCUGGUUCGAACUCUGGCCUCAGCGUUCUCAACGCGAUGUCGCGAUCUGUAGAUGGGCAUUUGGGACUUGGUGGCUUUACGCAUGGACCCGCCAGCUCAACACGAAGGAAGGGGAAGCGUCCCUAG